UGUUUUGACCCAUUUUUAUCUCAUCUUCUCAUUACAAUACGUGAUCGCAAUUAAUCAACACAUAAACGGGUGUUACUAAGGCUGUCGACCAAUCAUUGAUUUUUUAUGCGAUACAUGCCUUCUAUAAAUAGUGGGCUCGACAUCCCAUCCAUUACUAUCGAUGCGAUUCACGUUUUUCUCAUACAAUUAAUAUAUUAGACACAAGAGUUUGUCUCUGCACUGCCUGUCGAUUACAAUCAUAUUUAUAUAAUCAGCGCUUCUUAUGGACUCCGAAAGCAUUCAAUUUGACGCUAAAGUCAACGCUUUGGAGAAACUGCCCAAAGAUGUGACUCUUAAGCUCCGCCAUCAACACAUCGGAGCUUCGGUUACACUGUUUUUCAAGCAAAAUCCGCUCAAAAUCGUGAGAGGGGAGGGCCAGUACAUGUAUGAUGAGGAGGGCAACGAGUACCUGGAUUGUAUCAACAACGUGGCGCAUGUGGGUCACUGUCACCCCCACGUCGUGAAAGCGGGCGCGGAUCAGAUGGCACUCAUAUCAACAAACAGUCGCUACCUUCACGACAAUUUGGUUAUAUAUGCCAAACGGCUGACCUCUUACUUCCCGAGCAAACUCUCUGUUUGUUAUUUCGUGAACUCCGGAUCGGAAGCCAAUGAUUUAGCCAUUCGUUUGGCGAGAUGUCACACGAAACACAAGGAUGUUAUUGCAUUGGACGGCGCGUAUCACGGCCAUCUGACCACAAUCAUUGACAUAUCGUCCUAUAAAUUCAAGAAAAUCAAUGACGGAAAGCAGAAGAAGUGGGUUCACGUGGUGCCACUUCCCUGCUCAUACAGAGGCAAAUACACGACUGAUAAGCAUUCAGAGACUGAGAUCGGAAUGCUUUACGCCAAAGAAGUGCAGAAUCUGAUCAAUAACGCCCACAAUUCUGGCAGAAAUAUCGCCGCAUUUAUUACGGAAUCAAUGAUCAGUUGCGGCGGACAAGUAGUACUGCCCCACCAUUUCCUGAAGACCGCCUACAAGUAUGUGCGCGAAGCCGGUGGUGUCUGUAUCGCCGAUGAAGUCCAGGUUGGUUUUGGUCGCACCGGCAAUAUGUGGGCAUUUGAGUCACAGGAUGUUGUGCCCGACAUCGUGACCAUUGGCAAGCCUAUUGGCAACGGACAUCCGAUAGCAUGUGUUGUCACGACACCAGAAAUUGCCAAAAGUUUUGAGAACAUCGGAACAGAAUAUUUCAAUACAUACGGCGGAAAUCCCGUCUCACUGGCCAUCGCUAACGGUGUGUUAGAUGUCAUCGAAAACGAGAAUCUUAGGGAACACGCCGUCAAAGUGGGAAACUAUCUCAAGAAGGCACUCAAGGCAUACAAAGAUCAAUACCCAGUGAUCGGCGAUGUCAGGGGUGAGGGCCUGUUCCUCGGCGUCGAGCUCGUCGUGAAUCGCGACACUAAGGAACCGGCCAUUCCUUUGGCCGAGUAUAUGGUCAGCCGUUUCCGAGACGAGAAGAUUUUGAUGAGCACUGAAGGAAAGUACGGAAAUGUACUCAAAUUCAAGCCGCCAAUGGUUUUCUCUAUGGGAGACGCCGAACGCUUUCUGCAAACAUUUCAUCAAAUCCUUCAAGAAGUCUAUUCGCGAGACAAUAAACUCAGUUAUCUCUCGCAGUUAUCCCAUUCCUCGGAGUCCAGCAACGAAUCGCUCAAUUCAUUGACCGAAAGCCUGAGCAUUAAUUCAGAUGAGGACCGGAAUUAUGAGUCCAGUUCUAGCAAUAGCUCAUAGAUUCUUGUAUGUAAUAUAAGACACGAAUGUAUUGUUUUUUAAAGCAAUAUUUUUUUGUAAAAUAAUUGACUAACGAUUUAAUUCUACGAAUCGCCUCUUAAUUUCAUAUUUAAUUUUAACAAUAAGUGCACAAAAAGUUUAUAUAGUUCUUCACAAAGCGUUACAUAAAAUAAUAAUCGAUUCUUAAGAUUUCCAAAGUAUUUGUAUUCUCUCUGUUGUCUAUGG
This is a messenger RNA of Oppiella nova, 1987 nucleotides long. Lineage: Eukaryota; Metazoa; Arthropoda; Arachnida; Sarcoptiformes; Oppiidae. The record is from the annotation of a GenBank genome assembly.